Molecule: messenger RNA, 3625 nt
Organism: Lactuca sativa (garden lettuce)
Lineage: Eukaryota; Viridiplantae; Streptophyta; Magnoliopsida; Asterales; Asteraceae
Gene: PAT2
Product: protein affected trafficking 2
Biological process (GO): vesicle-mediated transport; intracellular protein transport
Cellular component (GO): membrane coat; AP-3 adaptor complex
Source: RefSeq, a predicted model, not a curated record
ACAGGGUCGACUUCCCUACUUUUCAGUAUCUUUUCCCUUUUGUUGUUCGCAAACAAUACUCCGUGAUUAUCCGCCGGCGUUAGAUAAUUCAAGCACAGGACGAUUCCGAUUCCGAUUCCUCCGUUUCAACGUUGUAACGGCAAUCCCCGAUCUGUAUUCUCCCUGCCUGCCGGGACCUCUGUCUUUCACGUUUUUACACGCAAAUCACUUAAAAUGUUCACACAGUUCGGCUCCACCGCCGAGAACCUGAGCAAGGCGUCAACAAUGGUGUUUCGAAUCGGCACAGACGCUCACCUCUAUGACGAUCCCGACGAUGUCAGUAUUUCACCUCUUCUGGACAGCAAAUUCGACUCUGAAAAAUGCGAAGCUCUCAAACGAUUGCUCGCUUUGAUUGCCCAAGGCUUAGACGUAUCCAAUUAUUUCCCUCAGGUUGUUAAGAAUGUUGCAUCUCAGUCAUUGGAGGUUAAGAAGCUUGUUUACUUAUAUUUGCUACAUUAUGCUGAAAGGCGUCCAAAUGAAGCAUUGUUGUCAAUUAAUAUAUUCCAAAGAGACCUUGGGGAUCAAAACCCAUUGGUGAGGGCCUGGGCAUUGCGUACAAUGGCUGGCAUUCGCUUGCAUGUGAUUUCACCUCUUGUUUUGGUAGCAGUCAGAAAAUGUGCAAGAGAUCCAUCUGUAUAUGUGAGAAAGUGUGCAGCCAAUGCUCUUCCAAAGCUCCAUGAUUUGCGCCUUGAGGAAAAUGCUACAUCAAUUAUCGAGAUUAUUGGAAUACUGUUGAAUGACAAUUCCCCUGGAGUGGUUGGAGCUGCUGCUGCAGCAUUUGCUUCUAUUUGUCCAAAUAAUUUGCCUUUAAUUGGUAGAAACUACACAAGGCUAUGUGAAAUUCUUCCAGAUGUAGAGGAAUGGGGUCAGAUCAUAUUAAUAGAAAUCCUUCUUCGUUAUGUAAUUGCAAAACAGGGUCUUGCAAAAGAAUCUAUUAUGGCAUCUUUAUGUCCACAAGAUGAGAAAAGCGAUUCAGACCCGGAUUCCAACUAUUUAGAAAAAAAGAAAAAAUAUGAAGUUUUCAGUGGUGUUAACGAGCCUGAGUUGUUAGCUAUGGUGUCCAGGAGUUACCUUGCAGGACAAGAUAAGUACUUAUCAAAUUCAACAACUGUAGAUGUGACAUCAUCAGAAGUUGAUUCUUCAAGGUUUGUUUCAUCAAAGAGUGAUGCUGAUUUGAAGAUCUUGUUACAGUGUACAUCACCAUUGUUAUGGAGUCGCAACAGUGCAGUGGUGCUUGCUGCUGCUGGGGUACACUGGAUUAUGGCUCCAAAGGAGGACAUUUUUAAAAUUGUUAAACCUCUUUUGUUUCUUCUGAGAUCAUCAGAUGCCUCAAAAUAUGUGGUCCUCUGCAACAUUCAAGUGUUUACAAAAGUGAUGCCAUCUCUUUUUGCUCCAAAUUUUGAAGACUUCUUUAUAAACACAUCAGAUGCAUAUCAAGUCAAAUCUCUAAAACUUGAGAUCCUUUCUUCCAUUGCAACAGAUGAAUCAAUCUCAUUUAUCUUUCAAGAAUUGCAGGAUUAUGUGAGAGAUCCCGAUAGGAGAUUUGCUGCAGAUACUGUUGCUGCUAUUGGUCUAUGUGCUAAACGGAAUCCACAAGUAGCAAACACUUGCUUGGAAGGACUUCUUGCUCUUACCUCACCCAAAUCCAUAAAUAGCACCUCUGGAUCCAUGGAUGAUGAUGCGGUUUUAAUUCAAGCAAUUACAUCCAUCAAAGACAUCAUAAAACAAGAUCCAUCAACUCAUGAUAAAGCCAUUAUAUAUUUGAUUCGAAAUCUGGAUGCAAUCAAGGUUCCUGUAGCACGUGCAAUAAUUGUUUGGAUAUUAGGUGAAUACAACUCGAUUGGCAAUACCAUUCCAAAGAUGGUUCCCAUAAUUUUAAGAUUUCUUGCUCGUGGCUUUCCUUCUGAAUCCAUUGAAACAAAACAUCAAAUUCUAAAUGCUGCUGUUAAGGUUGUUUUAAAUUCAAAAGGAGAAGAUUUUGACACUGCAAAAAGCAUAUUGAGCUACGUGCUUGAGCUGGCAAAAUUUGAUUUAAACUAUGAUGUUCGUGAUCGUUCCCGUGUUCUAGGAAAACUUAUGUCAUGCUAUGUUAGUGAGGCUCAGACACCUGAAAACAAUGAAACAACGGUUUUACUUACAAAACAUAUAUUUGGGGAAAAUAUAAAAUCAUCAAACGAAAUGAUGAACAACCGGUUUUACCUUCCGGGAUCUCUCUCACAGAUAGUUCUUCACGCAGCUCCAGGGUACGAACCGCUUCCGGAACCUUGUAGUUUGACUCAUGUUGACUUUGAAGUUGAAAAUUCCGAUGUAGUUGACUCGGGUUCCUUGAAUGAAGAAGGUAGUUUUGAUGAUGAUUCGGAAGGUUCCAUCACUACUGAUAACACACACGAAAGUGAAACUGAAAGUGAAGUUGAUGAUAACACUGAUUCGUUAAUUAACUUGUCGGAUGUUGGAAAUACACAAAAAGAAACUGGUUUUGAUUCCGGUGAGUUGAUGUCAAAAGGAGCUCUGGAAUCAUGGUUGGAUGAGAAUCCGAGUUCAAGUCAAAAUGUAACCGGAAUGGAAUCGGUUAACGAACGGAAUUCAUCAGCAAGAAUCUCAAUUGGAGAUAUUAGUGGGAGAGUUAAACCUAAAACUUAUACGCUUCUAGAACCCGCAUAUGGAAACGGUUUGAAAGCGGUGUAUAAAUAUUCAACGGAUCCUUCAACAGUGUCUCCGUCACUUGUAAGUGUUGAAGUUUCUUUUGAAAACUGUUCUGGUGACCAAAUUACAAAAAUAUCCCUGAGCGAUGAAGAUUCCGACACGAAUUCUGAACUUCAAAUGGAAGAAAUUACUACCCUUGAACCUGGUCAAACUACAAAAAGAAUCAUCCAUGUUCAGUUUCAUCAUCAUCUUUUACCUUUGAAGCUUAACUUAUGGUGUAAUGACAAGAAGCACCUUGUUAAGUUACGCCCCGACAUUGGGUAUUUCAUAAAGCCUCUCCCGAUGGAUAUAAAUGUCUUUUUACACAAAGAAUCCCAACUCCCUGGCAUGUUUGAAUACUCAAGAAGUUGUUGUUUUACUGAUCACCUUGAGGAAGUAGGCAAUGAGAAGGAGGAGGUGGGUGAUGGGAAAAUAAUGAAGGAUUCGUUUCUUGUGAUAUGUGAAAGUUUAGCAUUAAAGAUGAUGAGCAAUGCAAAUGUUUAUCUGGUAUGCGUGAACAUGCCUGUAGAUGCAAAGCUGAACGAUGUGUCAGGUGUGUGCUUACGUUUCAGCAGUGAGAUUCUUAGCAACUCCAUCCCCUGUCUUAUCUCUGUUACACUCGAUGGUAAAUGCUUUCAACCAUUAAAUGCGUCUGUGAAAAUCAACUGUGAGGAGACUGUUUUUGGUAUGAAUUUGUUGAACAGAAUUGUCAACUUUUUGGGAGACCCUCCUCCUGUCACUGUGAGUAGUUAGGUAAAGCGUUUGUAACUAACUAACUACAAAGGAAAGUGUGAGUGUUUUCGUGUGAUUAAUCUGUUUAUUUUUUGUAGUUAAGAGAUUACUUUUGUGGGAUUUGAAUCCGCGUCCUUCUAUGGAAAAGUACCUUACCGAUGUCAUUCUAUCA